AUGUUAGUUAUCGGUGUUUUGUUAAGUAUUUUAUUGGUAUCAAACGUCUACAGUACAAGAAUAUUCUCGAAUGGACAAGUUCAGUACAAUCAACCAUGGAUGUGGGGAGGCGGGAACUUAAAUCAGCAAAACUACAAUCAACCAUGGAUGUGGAGAGGCGGGAACUUAAAUCAGCAACAUUACAAUCAACUAUGGGCAUCAAGAAACGAGAAUUUAAGGAAGCAACAAUACAAUCAACCAUCGACGUGGAGAGGCGGGAACUCAAAUCAGCAACUUCAAAUCAAACCAGGUUCAAAUAAAGUAACUACUACUACAGAGAGGGUCACAAAGACGAGUAAUCCGGCCUGUGAUUUCGUUAUUCCUUCCAAACCGGACUUCAGGGCGCCUGGACGAAGGAUAAGUGUAGCAAAAUGCGUUGAAUACAUUUGGGAAAGAAACAACCGAGAAGAUAUUAGUACUAAAGUCAAGAAUUGUCAGAAAACUUUGCCUAUUGGCGAUUUUAGAACAACCGUUGUUGGAGGAAGAGAUGCUUUGCCGGGUGAAUUUCCACACAUGGGUGGAGUAGGAUGGAGAGCUCGAGAAGGAACUUGGAUAUUUAAGUGUGGAUGCUCCCUCAUCAGUUCUAAGUUUACUCUCACAGCUGCUCAUUGUUCCAAAUCAGCACGUGACACCAGUGUGCAAAAUGCUGUUCCAGAAAUCGUGAGACUUGGUGACAAAAAUAUUAUUGAUGUCUUUUCCAAUAAUUUACUUCCACGAGAUUCUAAAAUUUUAAGAAUAAUCGUCCAUCCUAAUUAUUCUUCACCAAAAAAGUAUUUUGAUAUAGCAUUAAUGGAGAUAGAGGAAAUAAAGAGCUUCACAAGUAACGUUCAACCGGCGUGUCUCUGGGGUCAGUUUGAUACAUCAAGCCUCGGUACUUCAGCAACGUUAACUGGUUGGGGAGUGAUCGAAACAGCAACCAAAAAAACAUCUCCAAAACUUCAAGCAGCAACAGUAGAUAUUAUAAAUUCGGAACAAUGUAACGCUUUGCUCCGGCCCUCAUGUAACCGACUGUGGUGUGGAGUGGUGGACCAUCAGAUAUGUGGGGGAAAGCUGUCUGGGGGCUUAGAUGCAUGCCAGGGUGAUUCUGGAGGUCCUUUGCAAGUGAAAAUCCCUCUCCGAGAAUCCAGUGAAGGAUCUAUACAUAUUAUUAUAGGAGUGACGUCAUUUGGAAUCGGAUGCGCACUACCAGACUCACCUGGGGUCUACACCAGGGUCUCCUCCUUUAUAGAUUGGAUUGAGAGCAUUGUUUGGCGAGAG
This is a messenger RNA of Brenthis ino (lesser marbled fritillary), 1296 nucleotides long. Lineage: Eukaryota; Metazoa; Arthropoda; Insecta; Lepidoptera; Nymphalidae. The record is from the annotation of a GenBank genome assembly.